ACAGGCUACAUCCCCUAGUUGUCUGGCUUAGGAAGCAUAACCUCUCUCCCUCCAAUUUCCCCCAAAAAAUAUCUGAGUUAUUCAACACUCCUUCCCUCCUCACUCUCAAAACCCCACCAAAAUCCUUUCUUCUCAACCGAAUUUACAAGUUCAAUAUAGCUGGAAAUUUAAGAGUAGAACAGUCUGUAAGCUAUGGUUGCAGCAAGUUCAUCUUCCAUUUGUGCAAUAAAUUUGAUAUUUAGAGUGAAGGGUCAACAAUUACUUCACCCAAGAUGUCAAGAUGCUACUUUUACAAUGCUAAAUUUGCCCUGCUUAGGAAGAGGUAUCAAAGGAUUCGAAGUAAACCAGAUUACUGCUGGCAGGAAGAAGGGUUCUUUGUUUGCAAAAGCGAGUAAGAAGUCCGAGGAAUCAGUCCCUUCUUGGGCUAAGCUUGACUCGGAUGAGCCACCCCCUUGGGCUCGUGAUGAAGGCAAGUCAAAUGAACUGAAGGAGGGAUUUGAGGUUCCUUUCUUUGUUUAUUUGCUUGCCUCGGCUAUAACUGCUAUAGCUGCUAUUGGUUCAAUAUUUGAGUAUGUCAAUCAAAAGCCUGUUUUUGGACUUUUGAGCUCGGAUAGCGUUUUCUAUGCUCCUGUGCUUGGAUUUUUCGCAAUUACUGGAAUUCCAACUUCGGCUUUUCUUUGGUUCAAAUCCGUUCAAGUUGCCAACAAGGAAGCUGAAGAACAAGAUAAGAGAGAUGGUUUUUGACAGGGCCGGAGGUUAGGGCUUUGGUUCUUCUUUUAUGUACCAUUACUGAAUCAAUUGUAGUUUUACCUUGGUAAAUACCUCUAUCUUGUAAUUAGCUAUACCUGGUUGCUUCACUAAAAUUUCUAAGCAAAAUUUAUGAAAAUCAAAAUGUUUAAGUUUUGGUCACUAA
Messenger RNA from Chenopodium quinoa (quinoa), 913 nucleotides. RefSeq lists its product as uncharacterized. Lineage: Eukaryota; Viridiplantae; Streptophyta; Magnoliopsida; Caryophyllales; Amaranthaceae. The transcript is spliced from 4 exons. Bases 193 to 744 code for a protein of 183 amino acids. The record is from RefSeq and is a predicted model, not a curated record.